GAGCUUCUUCGCAAGAAGAACUACUACUACAAGAUGGCGAAGAACAAAAUCAAAGAACUUCUCAGCUGCCAGAAGUGCUGCCAUCUUCGCAGGCAGGCGGCGCCCCUCCUCGUCCCGGAGCCAGCCAAGAAGAAGUGCACGCGGAAAUACAGAAGCAAGCGCAGGUCGACUCGGAUCUCGACUUAGACGCGGUUCUCUCAGAAGACGACACGUUUCCGUCGAAUCUUUUUCUUUUCCGCUAUCGCAUGUUUGGCCCCACGGAUUUCCUGGGCGAGUGGGCCGACAUCGUGAUCAAUUGGGAAAAGCAGCCGGGCCAAGAGGCCUUCCUGGACACUGUCACGGCCUGCAACGUUGGCCCAGUGCUCAUGCGUUUGUUCGCCAACCAGAAGAGGAUGCUCGAGGAGAUUAUCAAAUGCAAAUAUGUCUGGGUCCUCUGGAACAUUCUAAACUUGUGAUGCUGGUGUCUCUGGAUUCGAAAAAAAUUUGUAUUGCAUGACCAGCACGGGGACUCCAGUUUGUGCUACGCGGAGAGGGCAGUUCUCAUGCGGUAGAGGUAUCGCAAAGGAGCCCUCUAAAAAUCUGUGAUGCUCCGGCAUGCAUCACAGACAUCAUGGCUCAUGGAAAAUAUGCAUGACAAAUCUAGAAAUCUUCCGGACCCAGACAUUUUUGCUUUUGAUAGAGAUGAAAGCCAAGCCAGUGGUGCACGCCGCUGGAGGUGGGACGGAGCAAGGAAGCCAAAGCACCACCGCCACCUCGCGUGCAAAGCGACCAUCUCCUGGGAGUAA
Messenger RNA from Amoebophrya sp. A120, 785 nucleotides. NCBI's taxonomy places the organism in Eukaryota, Dinophyceae, Syndiniales, Amoebophryaceae. The record is from the annotation of a GenBank genome assembly.